Vitis riparia (riverbank grape) is the source of this 706-nucleotide messenger RNA. RefSeq names its product protein YIPF6-like. Gene Ontology annotation, biological process: endoplasmic reticulum to Golgi vesicle-mediated transport. The record is from RefSeq and is a predicted model, not a curated record. NCBI's taxonomy places the organism in Eukaryota, Viridiplantae, Streptophyta, Magnoliopsida, Vitales, Vitaceae. Gene Ontology annotation, cellular component: trans-Golgi network. Bases 275 to 706 code for a protein of 143 amino acids. The transcript has a single exon.
AUUGAGCUUCCAAUCACUCUUUUCCAUGAAUCCAUGCAUGAAUACUAAUUAAGCCAAGUCUUCUCCACCCCCUUUGCAUCCAUCUUUCUCUUAUCCCUUCCCUCCUUCCUCCUCUAUUUUCUCAUGGCCGCCAUUCAUCAUCAAUGAUUCAAUCUUCCCCAUUCUUAUUAUUUUUCUCAUUUACUUUCUUAUUUCUUUUAGGGUUUUGACAUAAAAUAAUCCAUAUAUACUUUGAUUUUCCCAGAAAACUGUAUCUUCUUAUCCUCCAUGUAUCAUGGAAAACAACUUUGAGAACCCUUUCCAUGGAGACAGUCAAGUUGGACAGGCGGUUCUGGAACCAACGAGGCGGUCUAGUCCACGAACACCGCCAUUCCCCUAUUCAUCGCUGCCUUUUGCUUCAUCCAACGCUAAGUCUCCAACACCCAGCCCUAGCCCGGUUGUCAUUCCACCGGGUCACAACAUUGUGGCACCAACCUUAACUGAGCCGGUCUGGGAAACCGUACAGAGGGACAUAUCGCGAAUUCUGAGCAAUUUGAAGCUUGUUUUGUUCCCUAAUCCUCACCGUGAAGACCCCGGGAAGGCCUUGAGGGAUUGGGACCUCUGGGGGCCGUUCUUCUUUGUCAUCUUCCUCGGUCUCACCUUGUCCUGGUCUGCAUCCAUAAAAAAGGUGAGUACCAUGCCUUCAGAAAUGGCGAAAAUAUCUUGA